CUUUUCAUAGCUCAGUGCAAUCUUACACCAAAUCCUUCACAACCUGGUCCCAAAUUCUUCAGAAAAAUGGCAGCUAAAAGGUUUUUGGAUGAUUCCGAUCAAGACAAAGACAAACCAAUCGACAAACGCAUGAGAACUACAACUACUAGACCUUCUUUUGCUUCGGUAAUAGGAGAAGUUGUAAUGGUGAAAAACUUGCAGAACCUUUUCUCAGGCUUGGAACCAUUGCUGAGAAGAGUGGUGAGUGAAGAGGUGGAGCGAGUGAUGAGACAUUGUUGUCCACGACCAAUGACUAGGUCCCCUUCAUUGAGACUCCAAGCAUUGGAACAAAUACAACCAUCAAGCCUUCAGCUCAGGUUCAGCAAAAAGCUUUCACUCCCUAUAUUCACAGGUAGCAGGAUAUUGGACAUGGACGAAAAACCCAUCCAUGUGGUUCUUGUUGACAAGAGUAGCGAUCAAAUAAUGGUUCCAACGAGCUUCCAACAUCCCAUCAAGCUAGAAAUUGUGGUGCUUGAUGGAGAUUUCCCUGAUAAGGAGUCAUGGACAAGUGAGGAGUUCAACAGGCACAUAGUGAAGGAGAGAACAGGGAAGAGGCCAUUGCUUGCAGGAGAGCUGAAUCUGACCCUGAGGGAUGGAAUUGCACCCAUUGGGGACAUAGAGUUCACUGAUAAUUCUAGCUGGAUACGUAGUAGGAAGUUCAGAGUCGCCGUGAGAGUGGCUCCGACCGGCAAUAAUCCGAGUCUCAGAAUCCGUGAAGGCAUGACUGACGCUUUUAUUGUUAAGGAUCACCGCGGUGAAUUGUACAAGAAACAUCACCCACCAAUGCUCCAUGAUGAAGUGUGGCGCCUAGAGAAGAUUGGGAAAGAUGGAGCUUUCCACAAAAAAUUGUCCUCAGAGCGAAUAACCACAGUGCAAGACUUUCUCAAGUUAUCUGUUGUUGAUCCACAAAGGCUCAGAAAGAUUUUAGGCAUUGGAAUGUCAGAGAGAAUGUGGGAAGUGACAAUGAAGCAUGCAAAGACUUGCAACAUGGGCAACAAGCUCUACAUCCACCGUGGUCCUCAAUUUACCAUUAUUCUGAAUGGCAUAUGCCAGUUGGUUAAAGCUGAAAUCAAUGGACAAAUCUUUCCAGCUAGAGAACUGAACAACAUGAACAGGAGCUAUAUAGAGAAAUUGGUUAGAGAAGCAUAUGCUAGAUGGAAUAACUUGGAGGAAAUCGAUGGGGUCAUGAAUGAUAAUGUUGCUUUGUUAACCCAAGGUGAAACUGGGGACCAAUUUCCAAACAAUCAUCAAGCAUUGGUAAUGGCAUCAUGCAAUCAGAACGAUUAUUUUGGUGAUAAAUCUGCAGAGGGUGGUAGCUAUGUACCUAGCCAAAGUGCACAAAUAGGGUGCAGCGAAUGGCCAAUGAAUGCAACAUUUGCCGCAGGAUCAUUCAUGAAUGCCAUGCCUUACAGCUUCUCAGAGUCACAAACAGACGGUGACAUAACACCCUCAGGUUCUGGUUCUGGCAUUGAUGGAGCUGCAAGGUGGAAUUAGGAACAUUAGUACUUUGACUUUCAGCUGUAUAUAUAAGUUAGCAGUUGAAGAAUCAAAUUAGGAAGCGACUUCCAGCAUGUUUGAAUUAACUUUUUUUCUCAGAAUCAAUAUGAAACCCAGAAGCUAUGAAGCUUUUUUCCCAUAA
Molecule: messenger RNA, 1678 nt
Organism: Lotus japonicus
Lineage: Eukaryota; Viridiplantae; Streptophyta; Magnoliopsida; Fabales; Fabaceae
Product: protein SAR DEFICIENT 1-like
Exons: 8
Coding region: 67-1533 (488 amino acids)
Biological process (GO): regulation of salicylic acid biosynthetic process
Cellular component (GO): nucleus
Molecular function (GO): calmodulin binding; sequence-specific DNA binding; DNA-binding transcription factor activity
Source: RefSeq, a predicted model, not a curated record